CCAGCAACCCUCACGGCUUCACCCAGGUUACAGAAGCUCAAGAGCCGUCAUGGCCACAAAAUAUGCCUUCACACAAGGCCUACGAGAGCUGCGAUUCCAUUUGUGUAGCUCCGGCCAAGGGAGUGAAGCAGCCCGUUCAUUCCUCAAGCGAGCAUAUCCUACGAUGAAACAUCACAACCCCAACACGCCGAUCUUAAUACGGGAAGCCGUGGGUGUCGAGCCAAAGGUGUGGGCAAGAUAUGGGCUAGGAAAGGAGAAAUCAGAGUCAUUAUCAGGACUCUCGGACAAAGAAAUCGAGGAGAAGAUCACGGCCCUGGUCAAGAGCGAGUAGGAUAGGCGAGAAGACAGUCAAGACCAACUCAGAAUCUGCGACUCAGGCUACUUAACGGUGGCCCUUGUUUUAUACUGACGAGGAACGUGGCCCCUCUGGUCGGAUCACCUUCGAUUAUACCCCAUACCAGAAAUGCUCGCAUUGGAGAAGUUCGAUUGUACAUACAACGCACGCUCAAGCGCAAAAGCAAAGGAGAACCUUCAAGAUGCACUGAAAAUGGCUUUUGCUUAGGCUUCAGCCGCCACCUCCCCGAAUCUAUAUUGCGCCCAG
Molecule: messenger RNA, 601 nt
Organism: Exophiala xenobiotica
Lineage: Eukaryota; Fungi; Ascomycota; Eurotiomycetes; Chaetothyriales; Herpotrichiellaceae
Exons: 4
Coding region: 50-331 (93 amino acids)
Source: RefSeq, a predicted model, not a curated record